CACAGCGAAAAGGAUAUUGUUAAAUCUGAGGAUUGUUGGAGAAUAUCUAUUUUUGGAUGAAUGAAUACUGCGUGUUUUACCACCUCUCAGCGUACUUCAUGUCUCACGAUGAAUCCGGAUCUAUUCAACCUUGUCCAGAACAUGGCCAAGUUAUUCUUCCUACUAAACCGAACAAGACCAAAUCGGAACAAAUCAAACCAGAUCUCGCCCAGGUGGUGACUGAUUCCAAGACAGGAAAAUCUUACAGCAAAGGAAAGCUUCUGGGAAAGGGUGGCUUUGCACGAUGCUAUGAAAUGACAGACCUUUCCAGCAACAAAAUGUAUGCUGUGAAGGUGAUACCACAGAGCAGGGUGUCAAAACCUCAUCAGAGGGAUAAGAUAACAAAUGAAAUCGAACUUCACAAAACCCUACAUCACAAACAUGUGGUGAAGUUCUCCCAUCACUUCGAAGACCAAGACAACAUCUAUAUUUUCCUUGAGCUCUGCAGUAGAAAGUCCCUGGCACACAUUUGGAAAGCAAGACACACACUGACAGACCCAGAAGUGCGGUACUACCUCCGGCAGAUCAUAUCUGGGCUGAAGUACCUUCACAACAGAGGCAUCCUUCACAGGGAUCUCAAAUUAGGCAAUUUCUUUGUGAAUGAGAACAUGGAGUUGCGUUUGGGAGACUUUGGGCUUGCUGCGAAGUUGGAAACAGUCGAGCAGAGGAAGAAAACAAUCUGUGGAACGCCGAACUACCUUGCCCCUGAGGUGUUGAACAGGCAGGGCCAUGGAACAGAGUCUGACGUCUGGUCACUAGGUUGUGUAAUGUACACACUGAUGUGCGGGAACCCUCCCUUUGAAACCCUUGACCUGAAGGAGACAUACAAGUGUAUCAAGGAGGUAAAAUACAACCUGCCCUCGACCCUGUCUCCUGCGGCUCAGAAGCUCAUCUCUGGCAUUUUGCAGAAGGACCCCAGUGACCGCCUCACACUAGACCAAAUCCUGAACCACCAAUUCUUCACCAAGGCCUUCACUCCGGAUAAACUGCCUCCCAGCAGCUGUGUGACAGUGCCAGAGCUCAACCUGCCCAGCCCGGCCAAGAGGUUUUUCACAAAGAUGGCCAAGAGUCUCUUUGGCAAGAGAAAAUCCAAAGUGGAGAGGAACCAUUGUGAAGAGCGAGAGAGCAUCUCCAAACUUGUGUCAGGCAUCGUCAAAUGCUCCAUCAGUCGCCAGAUGAGUUACAAAACAGUUUGCACCGAUGAGGCUCCCCCUCCCACGGUAGGCCAGCAAGUCAGCUCUGGUCUGCUGGAUACACCAGCUGAGGAGGAGUCCAGGAAGUCUGCAGCAUCACGCUCCUUUAAAGGCACGGUGGCCAGCAGCACAGAACCGUGUGAAGAUGGCCUUACCCCUGCGUCUAUAGCUGAGUUGGCCAUGAAGGUCCUCAACAGCUGUUUGUCUGCCAUGCCUGCAGCUACAAGAAACCCACCAUGUCUUUCCAGGCCCAAAUCCUUUAUUUGGGUCACAAAGUGGGUUGAUUAUUCCAACAAAUAUGGCUUUGGCUACCAGCUCUCCAAUCAAAACAUUGGUGUGCUUUUCAAUGAGGGGACACACUUGAGUCUGUGUGAUCAACGCAAGACUGUGCACUACUGCUUGACCAACAACAAACACUUCACCUUCCAGGCCAGUGCUUUACCAGAGCAGCUCUGCAGUCAGAAGCAGAUCGUGGAGCUGAUGGCCAACUACAUGGAACAGAACCUCAUGGAGGGUGGCGACCUCCACUGUGAAGACCAGCCUCCCUCCCAGCCGCCACUCCUUCUGCAGUGGGUGAAGACCGACCAUGCUCUGGUGAUGCUCUUCAACAACGGUACCCUGCAGGUGAAUUUCUACACCGACCACACCAAGAUCAUCCUGUGCAAGUCCUCCGACUCUUACCUACUGACCUACAUCAGCCGCGAACGCGUCUCCUACACAUACCUCCUGAGCAUGCUGUCAGAAAUGGGCUGUUCUGCCGAGCUGAGGCACCGCAUGCGCUACGUGGUACAGCUGCUCCAACAUCACGGAGAUUCAUAAUGGACCCACAGCUCAAGUAAGGUGAUGUUGCCCCGAGACGCGUAUCC
Molecule: messenger RNA, 2098 nt
Organism: Oncorhynchus nerka (sockeye salmon)
Lineage: Eukaryota; Metazoa; Chordata; Actinopteri; Salmoniformes; Salmonidae
Product: serine/threonine-protein kinase PLK3-like
Exons: 15
Coding region: 57-2051 (664 amino acids)
Biological process (GO): mitotic spindle organization; Golgi disassembly; DNA damage response
Cellular component (GO): spindle pole; centrosome; kinetochore
Molecular function (GO): protein serine/threonine kinase activity; ATP binding; protein binding
Source: RefSeq, a predicted model, not a curated record